AUGGAAGGAAUCAAUGCUUCAAAGGUCAAUACCAAUUACUACAAGUUUGGCCACAUAACGGGGGUCAAAUAUGCCCUGUACCAAUUGAAUACAAAUAAUGAUCAGGCGCUAUUGGAGCUUGAGCUAGCCAUCAGAUACAAAUAUCCAUCAAUUUUAAUUACUUACUACAAUAAGGGUCUUUAUUACUUUCAAUUCGAACACAACUCCAAUUCCAUUGAUUUGUCCAAAGAGUAUCCCGAACUAGUCCUCAAGACAACCAAAUCAAUCUCUGUGGAAUUGCUUUGUGCAUCUCCGAAACCCAGUCAGAAUCAAACCCAGUCAACUCCUUCCAAUAACCAAUGCAAUGACUCGGCAAGCCUGGAAAAUGGGAUGGCUUCUGCACAACUGAUAUCUGAACACUCUCCAUACAUCAGUGUAAGUCUUUUAAAGUCCAUCAAAAAGUUGAUUCUAUAUAGGCUUUCACAAGAGGGCUCGGCAAGAAUAUUUGGUAAUUCUGCUGUCAUUAGUAUUGAUGAGGUGACCAACCAUGUGAUAUUCAUUGAACCAAUGAUUUCUACGAAUGGGGACUUGCUCCUUUGUGUGAUCCAAAAGUCUGCUUUACAACUUUAUGACUCUUCAGUACUUUCCAUUGAUGCACCAGAAGAUGAGCUCUCGCCCAACUUUAUCAUAUACCUUACUCCUUCUGGUAUAAGAUGUCAUUUGUUCGAUAACUUUAAGGUGCUUAACAGCUUCACAUACACUCCUCCAAAGAACCACGAGAAUGUGUUAAGCUUACUCAAGUUGGCCACAGGAAUAGACUUAUCCAUUGAACCAAACCUUUUAUGGGUCAAAUUGAUUCCUAAUUUACAGCACUUGAACAACCAGACAUCAAAAAUAGCCAAGUUCAUACACACAGUUGACAAUAAGAAAUAUAUCAUGUGGCCUUGGAAGCUUUGUUUGUUGCAAUUUGGUAGAUACGAACGUUCCAUUGAUUUCGAAUCUGAUUCGUUAGCCAAUGCUGAAUACUCUAAUCAGGAGAUCAAAUAUUCAGAUCCUCUUGGGUUAAUUUCUGAGUUCAUGGACUUCAGUAUAGCAACUAAGCAGCAGAUGCAACAGAAUCAUCAACAUUUACAAAACACAGGAACUAUUCACAAUAUCUCGACCUUUAAUGCACCUAGCGUAAUGUCAACCGGCAUGAGUUCUGCUGAACAUAAGAACGAUCUACAGAUGGAGAACAAUGAAAUCCAGAUGAUUCCUGAUCUUUUCGAAGGAAUUCCACAUCCAGUAGGUGUUGAUUUCUUUGAUGAAAAAAUGAUGGGCAAUAUCACAGAGCUAGAUGAUGACCGUGAUAUUGGAAUGGAAGAUACAAGCAUGAUCAGUGAAGACAAAAAUGGCCUUCCUGAUGAAGGAAAUGAUGAAAUGGAUGACUUAUUUGGAGGGUAUAGUGGUAGUGAGGAUACAGAUGGUAAAGACGAAACCAAGCAAGAAUCAGAUGAUAAUAAUUUGGGGUUGAUAGAAAAUGAGUCCAAAAAAGAUAACGUCGAAGACAUACUUAAAUCAAGUAUUGACGAUCUCCUGUUUUCUGGAGAAGAUGACCUUUUCAACGGUAGACUGUCGAAACUACUGUUUUCUAAUGAGUCUACAACAUUCGAUAUUCCCAAAGAUCAAAUGGCUAUUUCCUUAAAAGAUAGUACUCCAUACGAUGACCCAGGUGCUCCACUCCCUAUAAUGCCCACCCCAAUGAUACCCCCACCUUUCGAUAAAUCUAAGGUGAAUCCGGUCAGUGCUGGUAUUGAUUCGGAUGUAGCCAUCAGUCAAUCAGCCUUCUCACCUAUAUUGUUCAAUCCAUUGAUUAAGAGUAAUGUGGACGAUAAGUACGGCAAAGGUGGAAAGUUCUACUACAAUCAGAAUUCGGAAACCCCAAUCAAAAAGCUUAGAGCGACGAGUGUCAUCGGAUUAGACCUCCGAAGCAGCGGAACAUUCGAGUCACCAGACAGAAAGGGCUUAGGAAUCGAAUACCUCCCCGAGAGCAAAGUCUUCUUCGAUAGCGAAGAAGAUGAAAAGAUACAGGAAGGUGAAGAAGAUGUUCCCCAAGGUGGAACUAUUGCACAUUCAAGAAGAGGAGAAGUUGAAGGUAAUGAUGACGAGGAAGAAAGUGUAGACGGAGGACCAGGUGAGGGUGAUGAUGAUGACAUCGAUGACGAUGACGAUGACGAUGACGAGGAAGAAGAGAGUGACGAAGAUGCCGAUAUCAACCUUGGAAAGGAUUCACCUUUGAGAUUAAAUAUGCAAUCAGAGCCUUUACAAUUUCAAAAUCCAACUGGGGUACCUUCUGUGAGAGAACCACCAGGAACAGUUAAAACUCUGCAUUUGCUUAACACAAAUACUUUUAAUUCAGGAGGGUUUUCUUCUCCUUUAUCGACCACUUUGUUCACCCAAUCAACCAAGCUAAAUGCUCUCCCGAAGUUUGAUUCUCCAUUUGCAAUACAUGAUUCACCUUUGGAUGAGAAGAACAAGUAUAACUCACCUUUGACUAUGGAUAAUGAUGAGUUUAAAAGACAGACCCCAAUAUCAAUGCCCUCUACAAGUGUUCCGACUAUGAAUCCAACGGCGGAUGGAUCUUCCAGUAACGAGUCUACCGCUAAUUCGAUAUCAGAAUCAUCUAAUUGUCUCCCAUUGAUUCUCAGGGGAGUUAAUAUUGCUACAAUUCCAGAUGAAUUCCUUCUCAACAACAUAAUGGGAGCCAUAAAGAUGUCAGCAACGGCAUCAGAUUUUAACAUGGAUGUUGAUCAAGAUGAAGAAGAUACAGAAGUAAGCAAGAAGAAUGAGAUGGUUAUAAAGGUGGACUAUCUCAAUGAGUUCUUGAACUGGUUAGGCCCAAAUUUAAUAUUUGAUCUUGGCUUGAAUAACAUCAGAAAGAAUUUGACAUCUAAUAUCCCUCAACCUUUCAAAGAUUACCAACCAAAGGAUAACUCAAGACUCAUUGAAUGUGAAUUAAUUCCAGAAAAAUUUGAGAAGGUUUUGAUGGACGCAUUCCCAUUUACAUAUAAGAUUAAGUUGGAAGAACUUCUCAGUGAUAUCCUGGAACUUAAGGACAAGGAAGAAUAUUCUAUGGACAAUCAAUUAAGCUUUUUGGAUGAUAUAACGAAUGAUGAAAUUUUAAAUCCUAAAUCCAAAUUGAGAAAGUUGGGGACGAUCGAAUGGGAUUCUAUUUAUCUAGAUAACCCAAGGAAUGAUGAAGGGUUCAAGGAAUAUGCUCAAGUGAUGAAGGAAAUCAGUGAAAUGUCAUUGUUGGACGUUAGUGAGUCCAUCAAGACUUUAAAUGAGAAUAAGAUCAGGGUACUCAAAAAUAAAUCGGACAUCAUCAAUUUGAAUUCCAUAUCCAUAAGGUUUUGGAAAUAUUUGAAUUUUGAUCCAAUAUUUGGACCCAAGAAUUUCCAAAUUUUGAUGAUCUCUGAAACAUUGAAUGAUAAUCUGAAUAAUACUUACAAUCAAGAUUUUAUCGAUUCGUUGAUUUACAACUAUAACGAUUGCAACUUUGGUAAUAUAUCUAAGGUUUCACUUCAGACCAUAGAGGCAAGACCAGACCUUGAAAGUAUCAAUAACGGGCUACUUUCAAUCAACAAAAAUGAUGAUAAUUAUAAUCACAUUUACAGACAGAUGAACAAGAAGCUAAACUCUCUUGCUGAAUUGAUUCAACUUGAUCUUAUAAACAAGACCAACCGGUUUGAGUUCGACAGACCGUUACUAUUGAUGUUCAUAAACUUCAACAAGAACUUUAAUUCCUUGGUAGAGAUAUCUAAGAUCUGUCGGAACUUCAAAACAUUUUUGAAGAGACACCAGUUACCAUUAGUUCAAGUUUUCAGUAAGAUUAUCCCAAGCGAACACAUUAUUAGAGAAAUAAAUGGACAGAGAGUCUUGAAACACACAUCCAAUUACAUGUUGACAAAGUUAGCAAUGAAUUUGUACAACCAGUGUCCUAAUCCAAUCAAAACCAUAGGACCUAACAAUAUUGUCGACACUAGUUUGAAUUUAUUUACAAACAUUGUUAAGGAACCAGUUUCAAAGCUCAAUUUUAAGUUCUUCAAUAAUAAUGCUUCAAACAAGGAUACAAGUUCAGAUGAUGAUGCAUUUUUGCAUUUAGCAUACGAGAGAUCCAUCGACAAAAACUGGGUUUCUGCUGCCUGGUCUGAUCCAUUGGGUAUAGUUACAUACACCAAAUCAUGGUGCAAUUCUGCCAGCUUAUUGAAGUCAACCAAUAGCCAAGCAACCAGCAAUUCGAAUGGGCAUGGUGAUGUUGGGAUCAAUAGAAAUGUCCAUGACUUGUAUUCCAUUAGUGAUCAAAUAUUGGAGAUUUCCAACGAUUUAUUCAAGAAAUUGAAUGAUGAAAUAAUAAAGAGAACAAGUGGUUUAGGAGGACGGAAAUUCUUGGUCUUGACAAGAGUUAAUAGCAUUAUUCCUGAUGAUGAAUUAGUUCAUUGGAAAAGAUUGAGCGUCAAAUACAAGGAUAUUUCGUUGAUAGUGUUGUCAGUUAAUGGCACACCUAAGGCCUCGUUAACUGAGACUACCAUCACAUCGGAUGGGAUCAAGAAUGGUGCCUCAAAUCUAGAUCAAUCAGCAAACAAUGAUUUAGUGAGUAUUGACAUUGAAGAUGGUACUAGAGAUUUGAUUACCGAAGAAGGGAUGUCGAGACAGGGGAUUAAAAUGGACCCACAGGAGCUGGCCAACGACUUUUUCAAGAACUUCAACAAUAUGUCGAGUUCCAAUAAUCCUUCUCCCAACAACUCGAAUCUCAUGAUAUCUCCCUCCAAUAACUUCAGUUUUGGACUUAACAAUGCCUCCAAUUUCCUUUCCCCUGAUGUACAAGGUGUGUUAGGUGGGCAAACUCAAAAUGGAGACAGUUCGAAGAUUGACCAGAUAUAUAAUGGUAGUUUUGAUCUCAAGGAUGUCACCUUACAGGAUCCUUCGGAUUCAAUAGUUGGCAUUGUUCCUAUGACUUCAGUGCCAUCAUUGAAUACCCCCACAAGGCCAGCAAUGGGAGUGGGAUAUUUGUUGAAAAAGGUUGAUCCAUUAAAACCUGAUUACCUUAUAUUUGACAUAAAUCUUUUGAGCUGUUCAAACUAUUGGAACUUGAAGUCUUUAAUGAAAAUUAUCUUGAAUCAUUAUAAGAAAUUGAUCACUUUGAACGAUAUCUUGUGUACAAGAAGUAUUUUAGGUGCAUUUGGAGACGAAGUGGAAAGAGAAAACUACAUUAGUUCUGGUAUUGUACCAUGGCAUAUUACCGCAGUCAGAAAGUCACUCAAUUAUUUGAUUCAUAUUGACGUCGAGGAAUAA
Yamadazyma tenuis ATCC 10573 is the source of this 5313-nucleotide messenger RNA. RefSeq names its product Srb9p (gene SRB9). Gene Ontology annotation, molecular function: transcription coactivator activity. Gene Ontology annotation, biological process: positive regulation of transcription by RNA polymerase II. Gene Ontology annotation, cellular component: mediator complex. Lineage: Eukaryota; Fungi; Ascomycota; Pichiomycetes; Serinales; Debaryomycetaceae. The record is from RefSeq and is a predicted model, not a curated record.